Molecule: messenger RNA, 426 nt
Organism: Phytophthora infestans T30-4
Lineage: Eukaryota; Oomycota; Peronosporomycetes; Peronosporales; Peronosporaceae
Exons: 2
Coding region: 1-426 (141 amino acids)
Source: RefSeq, a predicted model, not a curated record
AUGAAGGAGUACGUUACCACUCCUGCGUUCCAGAACCUCAUCUUCGACCAGCUAGUGAACAACAAGGGCAAGCUCAGCUACUGCGUGCGCUGGGAGAACGAUAAGAAGUUGACCAAGGCCGUGGCAUCCAAGUUCCAGGCCAUGAUCGAGCAGCAGAUCAACCUCUGGAACCGCUGGCUAGUGGGUUACAAUUGCUGUCCAAUCGACAAGAUUGACAUCACUGUGGUGGGUUUUGCCGUGCGCGACAAGUCGAUCAUGGACUGGGACGAUGACUCACUGGGUACUAUCUAUGAGGGUGUUUUGGAUCAGGAAGGCAACCCCCAAUGCCCAGAUGAUUGCUACAAGCACCGAGGCCAAUCUGCUAAUGCCGACACGAAAAAAUGCUGUGGGCACGGGAGGCGACUGGGGGCAGCGAAUCGAAGGUAA